AUGUACCGAUGUGGUGGUACCCAGCCAGCGUCCGUCCUGUAUUACAUCGCGCCCAGUGCGAUGGACUACUGCCCCCAUACUGAGCUAUGUGACUGUACCUGUCACUGUCCAUGUGCUUGCCAUGAUAGUGAUACCAGGUUGCGUGGACCAAUCGACUUGACUGACAAGCCACUGAUUGAGUGCAUUCGAGGGGGAUAUCCAUUGUGGUGGUUAAAGACCGCUGUGACGGUGGGGAAAUGGAAAGAACUCAACUGGCAAGAGCCAGACUCACUCAACACCGCCCUGCAUGUGGCCUGUCAACCUCCGUACUAUGACUACUCUCUCGUCGAGCAUCUCCUUCGUUAUGGAGCAUGCCCGGAUAUUACCAACGCCAAGGCGGAGACGCCGCUUCACAUUGCUGCGGGAUCGAAUAACUUGCCCUGUGCUAGACUACUGUAUAUUCACGGUAGCAGACUCGACUUGAUGGAUUAUAAGCAUCGUUUACCAGAAGACAGAACAAGAGAUGAGCGUACUGUUAACAUGUUGAAUGUUUGGAAGCUGUUGAACUGA
Perkinsus marinus ATCC 50983 is the source of this 549-nucleotide messenger RNA. RefSeq lists its product as hypothetical. The transcript is spliced from 5 exons. Gene Ontology annotation, molecular function: protein binding. Bases 1 to 549 code for a protein of 182 amino acids. NCBI's taxonomy places the organism in Eukaryota, Perkinsozoa, Perkinsida, Perkinsidae. The record is from RefSeq and is a predicted model, not a curated record.